Blastomyces dermatitidis ER-3 is the source of this 246-nucleotide messenger RNA. RefSeq lists its product as uncharacterized. The coding region runs from base 1 to 246 and encodes 81 amino acids. The transcript has 2 exons. The record is from RefSeq and is a predicted model, not a curated record. NCBI's taxonomy places the organism in Eukaryota, Fungi, Ascomycota, Eurotiomycetes, Onygenales, Ajellomycetaceae.
AUGGCCGCCAAGAAAGCCAGGUUGAAGGUGGAGGCAGCGGUGUCACUGAGCCGCGGGAGCAUUGCUCUCAUUGCCACACCUCCUCCUCCUGCUUCUCUUGCAGCCGCGGCGGUAGUCGCCGUGCCUUGCAGUGGGGUGUCAUUCCCUCUGCCAGUCAGUUUGUCUGUGUCCAGUUCAUUCUCUGCCCCUCUCACCACUGUUGUGACGCUGCCUCCCCUCUCAGUCAAUACAGUGAUUGAAGAAUAA